This is a messenger RNA of Kuraishia capsulata CBS 1993, 753 nucleotides long. RefSeq lists its product as uncharacterized. The transcript has a single exon. The record is from RefSeq and is a predicted model, not a curated record. Gene Ontology annotation, molecular function: ATP binding; AMP kinase activity. The coding region runs from base 1 to 753 and encodes 250 amino acids. Gene Ontology annotation, biological process: ADP biosynthetic process. Gene Ontology annotation, cellular component: cytoplasm; mitochondrion. NCBI's taxonomy places the organism in Eukaryota, Fungi, Ascomycota, Pichiomycetes, Pichiales, Pichiaceae.
AUGUCUACUGUCGAGGAAUUGAAGGCCCUAGUGUCGAAGUUGCACGAGAGAAUUGCCACUCUUGAGGAGAAGGCUGGUUUGGCUCCAGUCCUUCCACCAGCUAUCCGUAUGGUUUUGAUUGGUCCACCAGGUGCUGGUAAGGGUACCCAGGCGCCAAACCUCAAGGACAGGUACUGUGCCUGUCACUUGGCCACUGGUGACAUGCUUAGAUCGCAGGUCUCCCAGAAGACCGAGCUUGGAAUUGCUGCCAAGAAGAUCAUGGACCAAGGUGGUUUGGUUUCCGACGAGAUCAUGGUCAACAUGAUCAAGAGUGAGCUGGAAAACAACUCCGAGUGCAAGAACGGAUUCAUUCUUGAUGGUUUCCCAAGAACCAUUCCUCAGGCCGAAAAAUUGGACUCAAUGCUCACUGAGAGUGGAAAGCCAUUGCAGAAGGCUGUUGAGUUGAAGAUCGAUGACGAACUUUUGGUCUCCAGAAUCACCGGUAGAUUGGUCCACCCCGCCUCCGGAAGAUCCUAUCACAAGGAGUUCAACCCACCAAAGGAGGAAAUGAAGGAUGACAUCACCGGUGAGCCUUUGAUCCAGAGAUCCGAUGACAACGUCGAGGCCUUGCAAAAGAGAUUGAUCACGUAUCAUAAGCAGACCGAGCCAAUUGUUGCAUACUACCAAAAGACCGGUAUCUGGGCUGGUGUGGAUGCCUCGCAGAGCCCAAAGAAGGUCUGGAGCGACAUUUUGAAAUGUCUCGGCCAAAAAUAG